This is a messenger RNA of Ctenopharyngodon idella (grass carp), 7494 nucleotides long. Its product is annotated as arf-GAP with SH3 domain, ANK repeat and PH domain-containing protein 2-like. Gene Ontology annotation, cellular component: cytoplasm. NCBI's taxonomy places the organism in Eukaryota, Metazoa, Chordata, Actinopteri, Cypriniformes, Xenocyprididae. Bases 444 to 3446 code for a protein of 1000 amino acids. The record is from RefSeq and is a predicted model, not a curated record. The transcript has 29 exons. Gene Ontology annotation, molecular function: protein binding; GTPase activator activity. Gene Ontology annotation, biological process: positive regulation of GTPase activity.
UCCUCCACCUUUACUUUGUCAAUUUCUGCGCUUUCAUUGAAUUGCGUUGCAAGAGAGCUGCAUCGAUCCACAGCCUGCAGCAAUCCCAGCACGACAACGUACACUACUGUCCCUUAACAGAUGAGGACUACAUCAUCACACUGGUUUAUUAUCAACCGGGUGGACCAAAUUCGCACUUUCCCUGGAAGAAGUGAGAACCAACACCGUGGGAGAGAGAUUUCCCGUCGUAGAAGCGUCACUUCUCUGUAGUUGGCUAAUGAUUUUCAUUAAUUCCCAACUUGUCUUAAUCCACCGAGGACAAAACACAGCGAUGAUAAGACUUCAGGACGCUCAUGAGAGUUUUAUUUCGUCAUUUUAUCUCUGAAUUUCGACAUUAAGUGCACCACAACCGGGCAUUAAAAGGAUUAAAACCGAGAUUUGUGGGUUUUGUGAAAGGAAAUACAAUGCCGGACCAGAUCACAGUGGCGGAGUUUGUGGCGGAGACGAAUGAAGAUUAUAAAUCGCCCACCGCCUCAAACUUCACCACUAGAAUGACUCACUGCAGGAAUACUGUAACCGCACUGGAGGAGGCCCUGGAUGUGGACCGCAGUGUCCUUUACAAGAUGAAGAAGUCAGUUAAGGCCAUUUACGCCUCCGGUCUGGCUCAUGUGGAGAACGAGGAGCAGUACACUCAAGCUCUGGAGAAGUUUGGAGAGAACUGUGUGUACAGAGAUGAUCCUGACCUGGGAUCAGCAUUCCUGAAGUUCUCUGUCUUCACCAAGGAGCUCACAGCCUUAUUCAAGAACCUGUUUCAGAACAUGAAUAACAUAAUUACCUUCCCAUUGGACAGUCUGCUGAAGGGUGAUCUGAAAGGGGUUAAAGGGGAUCUCAAGAAGCCCUUUGAUAAAGCCUGGAAAGACUAUGAGACUAAAGUCUGCAAGGGACAUUCUUUACUGAAAGGUUCUAAAAUAGAGAAGGAGAAAAAAGAGCACGCCCGACAGCAUGGAAUGAUCAGGACUGAGAUCAGUGGAGCGGAGAUAGCAGAAGAGAUGGAAAAGGAGCGCCGUUUCUUUCAGCUUCAGAUGUGUGAGUACCUCCUCAAAGUCAAUGAGAUCAAGAUCAAGAAAGGUGUCGACCUGCUCCAGAAUCUCAUCAAAUACUUUCAUGCACAGUGCAACUUCUUUCAGGAUGGUCUCAAAGCAGUGGACAACCUCAAACCCUCAAUAGAAAAACUCGCCACAGACUUGCACUCGAUCAAACAGGUACAGGAUGAAGAACGCAGGCAGCUAACCCAAUUACGGGACGUGCUAAAGACCGCUCUGCAAGUGGAGCAGAAGGAGGACUCACAGGUUAGACAGAGCGCCACCUACAGUCUACACCAGCCCCAGGGCAACAAAGAACAUGGGACGGAGCGCAGCGGGAACCUUUACAAGAAGAGUGAUGGGUUGCGGAAAGUGUGGCAGAAGAGAAAGUGCACAGUGAAGAACGGUUAUUUGACCAUCUCACACGGGACGGCUAACAGACCUCCUGCCAAACUCAAUCUUCUCACCUGUCAGGUGAAGCACAACCCAGAGGAGAAGAAAAGUUUUGACCUCAUCUCCCAUGACAGAACGUAUCAUUUCCAGGCAGAGGAUGAACCAGAGUGUCAAAUAUGGAUCUCAGUGCUGCAGAACAGCAAGGAGGAGGCGCUCAACAACGCCUUUAAGGGUGACCAGCAUGUUGGCGAGAACAACAUUGUGCAGGAGCUGACCAAGGCCAUCCUGGGAGAGGUCAAGCGGAUGGCGGGUAACGACGUCUGCUGUGACUGCGGAGCUCCCGGUCCCACGUGGCUCUCCACCAACCUGGGCAUCCUGACUUGUAUCGAAUGUUCAGGGAUCCACCGGGAGUUGGGUGUGCACUACUCCAGAAUCCAGUCACUAACACUGGAUGUUCUCAGCACCUCAGAGCUCUUGCUGGCCAAGAACGUGGGGAAUGCUGGAUUUAAUGAAAUCAUGGAAGCUUGUUUGACAGCAGAAGAUGUGAUCAAACCAAAUCCGGCCAGUGACAUGCAGGCGAGGAAAGACUUCAUCAUGGCCAAGUACACAGAGAAGCGCUUUGCUCGUAAGAAGUGUCCUGACGCGCUGUCGAAGCUGCACACGCUCUGUGAUGCUGUGAAGGCACGGGAUAUUUUCUCUCUCAUUCAGGUCUACGCUGAGGGGGUGGACCUAAUGGAGCCGAUUCCUCUGGCCAAUGGACAUGAACAAGGUGAGACGGCCCUUCAUCUGGCCGUGAGACUGGUGGACAGAACCUCCCUUCACAUCAUAGACUUCCUCACCCAGAACAGUUUAAACUUGGAUAAGCAAACGGCUAAAGGAAGUACAGCGCUGCAUUACUGCUGCCUGACGGACAACAGCGAGUGUCUCAAACUUCUGCUGAGAGGAAAAGCCUCUAUAGACAUCGCUAAUGAGGCUGGUGAGACCCCGCUUGACAUCGCCAGGCGACUCAAACACCUGCAGUGUGAGGAACUGCUGAACCAGGCACUAGCAGGGAAGUUCAAUGCUCAUGUGCAUGUGGAGUACGAGUGGAGACUACAGCAUGAAGACCUGGAUGAGAGUGAUGAAGAUCUGGAUGAGAAGUCCAGUCCUCACCGGCGGGACGAGAGGCCCAUCAGCUGCUAUACACCGGGCAGUAAUUCCCUUCAGCCCAGUCCGGCCAGCCUGGCACGAGACGCACGAGACAUGGUCAAAGACAAGCAGCGAUUCGUGCCCAACCUGGUCAACAAUGAGACCUAUGGAACCAUUAUCAACACCAACUCACCGGUCACCCUGUCCACCUCUGCUCCUCCUCUACCACCCCGAAAUUUAGUACAACCGUCUGGUCUUUCUGGAAUGGCUCAGGGAUCGCCCGGUUGGAAACCUGGCUCCCUAGAUCUGACCGGCAGACAGAGAUCUUCCUCUGACCCUCCCAACAUGCAUCCCCCAGCGCCCCCCUUACGGGUCACAUCCACUUCCCUUCUUGUACCCAGCGGUGCUCCCCCUCCUGUGGCUAAAACUGCCAGUAUAAUGGAGGCCAAGAAUAUACAACCCAAACCCGGACAGGGGCCUCCUGGUCAGAACAUCAACCGAGCUACAAGCGCGGACAAAAACUUCAGUAAAAGCACACUGAUGCGCUCCGGAUCCAUCGAGAGACCAGGUAGAUGUCAGAGAAACCAUGUUAACUCUAAGGAAGUUCCUGGAGGCCCCCAAAACACCACUGGUCAAACUCUGCCCGCUACCCACAUGCCCAGGAAAACUUACCUGAAGCCGAAGCGUGUGAAGGCCAUGUAUAACUGUGUGGCUGAUAAUCCAGAUGAGCUGACGUUCUCUGAGGGAGAGGUCAUCGUGGUGGAUGGUGAGGAGGACCAGGAGUGGUGGCUGGGCCACAUUGAGGGAGAGCCAAUGAGAAGAGGGGCAUUUCCUGUCACAUUCGUGCAAUUCAUUAUGGACUGAAGGGCCGGAGAUCACGGACACUGAGUUGGACUGAUGACGGCACUUCUCUGCCUCUGUGUGGCCUCACUAACCAUCAUCAUCAUCAUCAUCGCUGUUCCCUUUGUCAUAAAGCUUGUCUUCACUGAGCUUCCACUAAUCCCUGCUCUCACCUGGCUUGAGCAGAGUCACUGGAAUAUAAAAGCUUCCUAGGCUUUGGAUUUUUCUUUUGUUUUUAAGUUUGUGGCCUAGAUAUGUUGCAGAACGACAGUUUGUUGCAAUAAAUGCACUUUUGACUUAAUUUAUCAUGACCACAAUGCUAAUGAGAUGAAUGUCACCAAGAUGAAGGUUUUUUGUCCGAGAUCAUUCACAUCCUUAUUCCUUUUAGACACAAUAGAUAGCGUAAGGUUGAUUUUGAAGUACAGUACCCAUUAUCUGUGAAUACAGUCUUAUUUGCCCACAUUCCAUGUCUGGCAAGGAAAGGCAGAAGGAUAAUCUGAGAAUCACUGACUUUCGAGGACUUGGUUGGAAAAGACAGCUUCGUCAAUGGUGCUAAGCCAGGAAUAUGCUACGAGAGCUGUCUGCUUACGGAGGGGGAGCUCCGAUGUUCCCAUUUUCACACUACCUGCCCCAGUGCUGAGUGUAUAAAUAGGCGUUCCACCACUCACAUCUGGGAAAUAUCUGAAGUGCACUGUGGAUGUGAGAGAUGGAGAAACAGACAGACAUAAGAGCGCUUUCGUGCUGGCUAAGGGACAGGGAACAUGGAGACUGAAUGAAAGUAAUCUUGACCCUGUACCUGCUGGGAGUUUUGAGCGCCGUGACAGUCUUCGUGAACAUUCAGUGGCAUCCAGGGAGAGGAAAGGAGCCAGUGAAGAGCAUCAAGGAGGUUUAUUUCUGUAUAGAUAUUUAUAAUUCUGAGCUGUCCUUCUGUGUUCUUGAUUUAGAUGCUCUUAUUGAUUUUAAUGAUCUUCCUUCAGUGUGUAGGCUGUUUGCCUCGAGAGGCCUGUGCAACGGUGUCAUUUCUCAACUGGCUCAUUUUUUCUUAAAGCGAUAGACCAAAAAUGAAAAUUUGGUCAUUUACUUACCUUCAUGUUCUUUCAAAUUGUGCAAAAGAGCAUGUACUGCACAAUGUCCAGAGUGCUUUUUCAUAAUGGGGACUGUUAAUGUUAGGCACUAUAAAAGUGAUCCAUAAGAUUAAUUUGCUAUAUUCCAAGUCUUCUGAAGUCCUACUGUAACUUUGUGUGAGAAACAGACCAAUAUUUAAAGGGAAAUUAUUUACUCAUACUUACGUCAUUCCAAACCUGUGUAACUUACUUCUGUGGAACACAAAAGAAGAUAUUUUGAAGAACAUGGGAACCAAACAUUGGAGCACACUGACUUCCUUUGUAUGGACAAAAACAACAUUUCUCAAAAUAUCUCCUUUUUUGUUUCGCAGAAGAAAGUCAUACGGGUUUGGAAAAACAUGAGGGUGAAUAAAAAGACAUAAUUUUCAUUUUUGGGUGAACUAUCCUUUUAAGUUGUUAUUUGCUAAAAAUUAAACCUGGCUUGACAUGAAAAACAAUUGACAUCUAGCUUGGUACAUGUCAUAUUUGAAACAAUCAAGUUUGAAUGAUAUUUGAGAAAUGUGGUCAAGGGGGAAGGUACUGAGUGAGUAACAAUUUUAAUUUGUCUGUUUUAGUCAACAUAUGGGUUCAGCGUAUUUGGAAUGCAGUGCAUGUGUCAUAUGGACCACAUUUACAAUUUAUCUUGUAGUUUUUUGGGAGCUUGACACGUUCGUCUCCACUAUGGUAAAAGCAUUGACAUUGUUCAAAAUUCGUUCGAAGAGUCACACAGGUUUAAAAUGACAUGAAGGUGAGCAAAUGAUGACAGUGUUUUCAUUUUUGGGUGAACUAACACUUUAAGACUGAAUAGUGAAUAGUAUUUUUUUUAGCUUGAGAGCACUAAAACCUAGUCAUUUUAACAGAUUCCAAGGUGUCAGUUUAAGAUAUGAAUUAUACACUGGUCAGCUAAAAAAAGUCGCUGUUUGGAUUUAAAUAGGCAAAUACUUAAAGGCAUAAUAUGUAUGAUUUUUGGAUUAAAAUAUCCAAAAACCACUAGAACAAUGUUAUAUAUUUUAUUGACUUGUGUACUUACAUUAUCCCAAAUGUUUCCAAGAAUGUUUAAAUCCAGAGAAAUAAUCAAUUUUAACCAGGACACGGAACGUAUCCGUGCGUCGCCUAUCAAUGAUAUCAUACCCGUGUUACCCUCGAUUUCCGAUUUUAUUUUGUAGAAACCAUGGAAACACCAAAGACGCUUUUAUAUAUUAUGUGUUUUAUUAGACAGGUGAGCAACUGUUUGGAUACAUUCAUCGACAGAAAACUAAUCAUGUUAUAUAGCUAAACACAGUAAGUCUUAUUGUUUUAAUCUCGUUUCCUUGAUUUACCGUGAGUACCAUGUUUUACCAUGACAUAUCGAUCUAGCUUACUGCAGUGUGCAACAAGUGUCUCAGCAUCUGCCGUGUAAACGCACAGAGUAAUGUUAUAACAUCAUUUUCACACUUAAAUGUAUCUAAUAUGAUAAACAGCGCUGCGUUUAUCCACAUACCACAUACGCUUGACUGGAAGAAGAUCUCCCAUGAUUUUGCGCUCAAUCUCGGCGUCAUCAAGCUACGCCUUUGUUUUGAAUAGGUGACCUCUAGCGGCGAAAAAUUACAUAUUGUGCCUUUAAGGGUCUAUGAUUCAAUCAUAGACCAUGUAGGAAGACAAAUCAUAGCACCUCUGAGUCCAGACCUUAAAGGGAUAGUUCACCCAAAAAUGAAAAUUCUGUCAUCAUUUACUCACCCUCAAGUUAUUCCAAACCUGUAUGACUUUCUUUCUUCUGCUGAACACAAAGGAAGAUAUUUGGAAGAAAGUUUGUAACCAGGCUGCUUUGGGGCACCAUUGACUUUCAUAGUAGGAAAAAAAUACUAUGGAAGUCAAUAGUGCCCCAGAACUGUUCAGUUUAACACAUUCUUCAAAAUAUCUUCCUUUAUGUUCAUCAGAAGAAAGAAAUGUAUACAGGUUUAGAACAACUUGAGGGUGAGUAAAUGAUGACAGAAUUUUCAUUCAGAAUUAUCCCUUUAAAUUCAUUGAAAGUCUUUGGGAUGUGCUGGAGGAGACUUUACAGAGUGCUCACCUCUUGCAUUGUCAAUACAAGAUCUUGAUACAAGACCAAUAAUUGAUGUACCUCUUACUUUCAAUGAAUUUAAGGUCUUGACUCCAAGUGCCAUGAUGUGUCUUCCUACAUGGUUGUUUAAGAAAUGAAAAGCUACACACUCCAUCAAAGAACCAUUGCCAAACGUAUAACAUGCUAGAAACAUAAUAAUCACUGCAAUAAUGAUCCAGUCAUAAACUCUUAAGUAUUUGCCUAUUUAAACCCAAACAGUGACUUGGCAGUGUAUGUAUUUACACCGACCAAGAUGUGCCCUGAAUCUCCCAGCUUUGGUUGGCCAGAUAGGUGUUCCCUGUACCAGUAAUAUCUCUGCAUCUCUUACUUUUUCUAGCGCUCUAAUUGUAUUCCAGAGGAAAUUAAAAUCCCUCAUGUCAUUUUCCCCUCACAACACUUCUCUUAAUCCUUUCUAAAGCUUUGAAAUGCUCAUCCUGUAACUGUGCAGGAGCGUUUUUAAUGUCAUGAGUGUUUGAUGUGGUUGCAGAGCAACUUAAUAGAGUCUGUUAUGUAACUUUUAAUUACAGUCAUGUUAGUCUUGAUUGAGCUCGGACCAGAGUGAUCUGUAACUCGGGCAGUGACGGGAUAAUUACUAUCCUGUGUUCAGUUCACUGUAUACAGACGGCACCUGGCCGGCUGUGAUUGUAAAUAAAUGUAGACUUUGCUUUGUGCAUAUUUAAUUGUAAACAGAGAGCUAAACUGACAAUGACUGAUGUUUUGUUAGAUAAGACUGUUACACUUAACUUAGAUGAAAACAACCUCUAUUCACCCGUUGACCAUAAACAUCAUUGAUGCUAAUAUAUAAAUAUAUGUACAAAUAAAUGGGAAAACUGGAAUUAAAAAAAAAACAACAACAUGCAAAUAAAUUUCUUGUUCAUGUGUUGCAUUA